CCGUCAGCGAGGCCAUGCCGUUUUAUUGAAGUCAAAGGACUUAAUUAUGAUCGCAUUGCCCGGUGGCGCGAUGUAUGAAUGACCCAUGGAUGAAUCAUGAUUUUGACAACGAAAAACAGGACAUGUAAGUCCCAACUGUGGCAUUGCUGCGGAGAUCUUCGCGGGCGCUGUCGAUGUCGCGCCGCAUCCCAUGAAUGAGUAAUCAACUUAUGCUUAAAUUGGUGGCAAUUUGUAUGCUCAGUGUUGCCUCGUGGCAUUUUAGAAAUCGAGUGUGUUGCUCAAAGUAGUUUGCACUAAAUAAAUUAAUCAUUUUCAACGUGCAGCGCACUACCAAUUCAAGAAAAGCUGCCUCCUUUAGAAUUUAAUGUGUGGAACUGGGCUUGUAUUGGUACUGAAUAUAAAGGUUCAAACAUUUUGGUAAGCAUGUUUGUUAUCUUACCAGCACAUCGUUUCUUUUAAUUGGAAAUAAAAUCGUGGAGUUUAGCAUCAUCGUUUUUUGAAAUAUUUAUUGUCUCACUUCCGAAAAUUGCAUAAGCUUUUCUUACAUUUUUACCAUGCUAGUUCUCAAACCAUCCAGCCUCUGUUUUACAUACAGUUACGCUCUAUAGUCUGUUCUCUUCUGUAAAUCAGUUUCCCAAAACCAUUUUGUUCGAUGGGAAUAAACCACCUUGUGGGUGACAAUAUGGCGACGAGUUGUCAUGUUUUCUAACCGAAAUCCACGUUUUGCAUCUCAGUUGAAAGAACCUUUGUUUCAGAUCAUGUCUGAACAAGAAGAAAUGUGUAGGCAUAUAACAUGUACUUCUUAAUCUUAGGUUGUAUUCCUCUGCCACAGUUUAGACUUGGUACCGUGUACAUGUAUUCCUAGUUCACUUUUUUGCCGUCGAGUUGGUGGCGUUGUGUGGACUGGGCCCGUUGAAGGAUUGAUUCGAGUCUACCCGAAGCUCCCUUGAGGCGGGCCGCGUUGUUGGGCGAGUCAAGACACGAAUGCCGAGCUGCCUAAUAACUUGUUGGGGGGAACAAUGCCAGUUGAAAGUCGCAAAAUAAUGAGGAAGGCCCAUGUGAUCUUGUUAAUGUGCCGUAUCUCGAAAUGGAGAUGUCGGGGAGGUUAAUGAAUACGUGAACGUCCACUUAUCAAAUGCGCCCCGGGCUCCACUUUUUACAUUCAAAAGACUCAAGAUGAGCGGUUUAGAGUUAUUGUCAUGCAAGAUGCAUCGACUCUUCGUCGAGCUGUCGAAAAGAGAAGUCGCGAAAGAAUAGGCCACAGCUUAAAGGAACUGAAGCGACUCCUUCCAAACUUCAAGCAGCAUGGAUCUAAGACGGGCGAGCAGAUAGACCUGUUACAGUCGGCGGUGGACUACCUCAAGUCUGUCCAAACCUCGUCCUCUGUGGAUCAGCUAUCCUGGUCGACAGAUUCGGCUAAGUCGACUCCAUCGUUGGGGGAGGGGCCACUACCAAGCCUUUUCAACCCGCCUCUCGCUCCCGUGGACGCCAUGAUGGACGGGUACCAAGACUGCAUGGAGGAGACCAUCCGCUACCUGGUGCAGGUCGAAGGGUUCCCUCCCAACCACGACAUCAUCAUCCGCCUGAGGGCGCACUUGAUCCAGUCCCAGAGCAAGCUGGACUUGAACAACCAGCUACGGACCAGUCAGGCGCGGCUGACCCUCGACCAGUAUUAUGAUCUGCAGCAGCAACAGCAGCAGCAACGCCAACACCAUCAUCACCGAGCGGGGCAGCAGUUCGCGGCCGCUGGCUCGACUCAAACCUCCCCCCAGCUCGCCCACACUAACGCCUGCGCUGCCUACCCGCCCGGGUCGGCCCUGCUGGCCCGCAACGGCACCCCCGCCCAGGAGGCCCUGCACUCCAAGACUGCACCGGGCCAGGCGAGCCUGUCGCAGCUCCCGCUCGGCGUGAUGACCCCCCUGACGGUGGACACCAAUCAGUAUUACGCUAUGCCCUCCCCGCUGGCCCACUGCCUGUCGGAGGGCGCCCUCGCCCGGCAGGGCUCCGCCGAGCCCCUGCUGACCAUCGCUAGAACUCUGCCCACGAACUCGGGAGCGGCGUUCAGUGCCCGUGGCGGUGGGCCCACAGCCGUCACGUGCAGCAACAGUACCGCGGGCAGAACUGCGCCUAGGGGUGGGACAAACCCCAGGACAGAGCAGCGCCUAAGUGUUCAGAGUAUAGCGCCCUCUGUGGCCAGCAACGUAUCUGGGUCACACCUCGGGUUCAACUUGAACUACGAUGCCCCCUAUCUCGUUGCCUUUGUCCGACCAGCAGCUCAGUAAUUUUUACCGACGAGGAACCGCUUUGUAUUCUCCCUGACGAAUUUACCUCAGAUAGAUUGACUUUGUGUUGUUAUAAUUAUCAUAACAGUAAUACAUGUAGGAGAUCAAGCAGUAAGAUUAACCGGAGUAGGUAGGGGUGUCAAUCCUG
Molecule: messenger RNA, 2430 nt
Organism: Acanthaster planci (crown-of-thorns starfish)
Lineage: Eukaryota; Metazoa; Echinodermata; Asteroidea; Valvatida; Acanthasteridae
Molecular function (GO): protein dimerization activity
Source: RefSeq, a predicted model, not a curated record